UUACCAACUAUCGAGAAAACAUCGGAUAUAACAUAAUAGCCAAAAGAGGCCAGGAGGUCUGAACAACGAUUUCAACUUAUGGCUGAGAGCUCAAAUUCCCCAGCAGAUUCAUCGCCUUCGUUUUUCCGGGGGCAUUGGGAAGGUUGGAAAGGCUAUUGGGGCGAGAAAUUUGCCUUCCUCGAUAAUUACAGCAAGUUUGUUAAACGCGAAAAGCCGAUACCCUCAUGGUCUGAUUCCGAUGUUGAGGAAUUCAUCGCUUCCGAAUCGGUUCACGGCCCAACUCUGAAGACUGCAAGGGAAGCAGUAAAAUUUGCUGCAACAGGAAGUAUUAUUGGAGCAAUUUCAACUGCUGGAAUUGCUUGGAAGUAUUCUAGGAGUCCUCAUGGUGCUGCCUUGUCCUUCGGAGCUGGAGCCGUCUUUGGUUGGACCUUUGGACAGGAAAUUGCAAACCACUGGCUACAACUGUACAGGUUGGAUACCAUGGUUGCUCAGGUCAAGUUCAUGGACUGGUGGGUGAACAAAACUGAGAGUCAGUGAUAGAUUCAUAGGGUCGGGUCCUUUAUCCUCUCCCAAUAAGAAAACCAUGUGGUGGUGACCAAGAAACUGUGAGACAGC
Telopea speciosissima is the source of this 615-nucleotide messenger RNA. RefSeq names its product succinate dehydrogenase subunit 6, mitochondrial-like. NCBI's taxonomy places the organism in Eukaryota, Viridiplantae, Streptophyta, Magnoliopsida, Proteales, Proteaceae. The coding region runs from base 79 to 537 and encodes 152 amino acids. The record is from RefSeq and is a predicted model, not a curated record. The transcript has 3 exons.